Messenger RNA from Bicyclus anynana (squinting bush brown), 2704 nucleotides. RefSeq names its product apyrase. The transcript is spliced from 4 exons. Gene Ontology annotation, biological process: proteoglycan biosynthetic process. The record is from RefSeq and is a predicted model, not a curated record. Lineage: Eukaryota; Metazoa; Arthropoda; Insecta; Lepidoptera; Nymphalidae. Gene Ontology annotation, molecular function: GDP phosphatase activity; calcium ion binding; UDP phosphatase activity. The coding region runs from base 257 to 1438 and encodes 393 amino acids.
UGUAAAUGACAGUUCAAGACAUUUAUUCACAGCAGCUGUGAUUAGAAUAGAUAAAUUUUAAAGUUUCCACCAAAAAUGAGCAAUAAUUCUAUAAAUUUUUCACAAUCGAAGUCACCUAGUACCUCAAUUAACAUAGUGUUAGAUCAAGAUAAGUCAACUAGUUAACGUAAUAACUACAUUAUCAAUACUUUAUGUUAAGUGUUAAGUCAACAUUUUAAUGGAAUCGAUAACGAAAUAAAUGUAUCGUUAGCAAGUUAUGUAUGACUAUUACGAAUUAGAAGAUCGUAAAAUGCAAGGUAGCCUCCGAGAUUGGCGUAAAGCGCUGCGCACACCGGCCACGUACAGAGUGGGUAACACAGUGAGAAUACAACCUCAAUUUCUAUUCCUCUUGGUGGUAACUGGUGUAUGCCUUGCGAUAUUCUUCUAUUACAACUGGUGCACUACGAACACUGACACAAAGUACAGAUGGAUCGUCCCCACGCGGCAAUACAACACGACGUUUCCUCUAUCAAAACCAUUUCGUGCUGGUGAUGUGAUAUCAUAUAGAAUAGCGAUCGUGGCUGACUUAGACACGAAGUCGAAGAGUGACAAGCCACAUACAUUUAUAAGUUAUUUGAAAAAAGGUUUCUUAAGUUAUGAUAUAGUGAAGCAGUAUGCGACUGUACUGUGGGACACGAGGCCUACAACAGUUUUGUCCUCAACAUAUUCGCACAAAGGCAGAGGGAUGGAGUUGUCGGAGCUAAUUGUGUUUGAUGGUCGACUCCUUACAUUUGAUGACCGCUCAGGCAUGAUUUUUGAAAUAAUAAACAACAAAGUUGUGCCCUGGGUGGUACUGUCAGAUGGGAACGGCCACAAUGAGAAGGGUUUCAAGAUUGAGUGGGCAACGGUUAAAGACAAAGUCUUGUACGUCGGAUCAAUGGGUAAAGAGUGGACUACAGCCAGUGGAACUUUUGAAAAUCACGAUCCAAUGUGGAUAAAAGCUAUCAACAUGCAUGGAGAGGUGCAGCACUUAGGUUGGGUACGAGAAUACAAAUCUAUAAGAAACUCUAUUGGCAUAGACUGGCCGGGCUACAUGAUCCAUGAGUCUGGUGUAUGGUCUCAUAUAAAACAGAAGUGGCACUUCUUGCCUCGAAGAUGCAGCCAUGAAGCGUAUAAUGAAACGAAAGAUGAAGUGAUGGGAUGCAAUUAUCUGAUCACAGCUGAUAACAGUUUUAGCGACAUUCACGCUAUUGAGAUUACCAAACACCAACCAAAGUUUGGCUUCUCUUCAUUCAAAUUCAUACCAGACACAAACGAUGAGGCGAUAGUGGCUUUGAAAACCACAGAGUUUGAAGGCCAAACUGCAACAUACCUUUCUGCAUUUAGAACUGACGGCAAAGUAUUACUUGAAGAUACGUUUAUAGAAAACCUAAAAUAUGAGGGAAUUGAAUUUAUAUGAAGCACUUCAGCACUUAAAAGGUCAUAUCACUGUCUAUGUCCAAUUUUAGAUUUUGAUAUCACAGACCAGACAAUAAAUGUUCAUUGUUAGCCAUUUUUGAGACUCCACCUCAUAAAAAGAGUAUCCACCAAACACAGUUUCAAUAUUUAUUAAUUGCUGUUGUCCAUUAAAUAUGUGCUGCCUAUGAUGACGUCAUUGUUUAGUAGUAUUCAGUGUCGUGAUAGCCCAGUGGAUAUGACCUCUGCCCCCGAUUCCGGAGGGUGUGGGUUCGAAUCCGAUCCGGGACAUGCACCUCCAACUUUUCAGUUGUGUGCAUUUUAAGAAAUGAAAUAUCACGUGUCUCUAACGGUAAAGGAAAACAUCGUGAGGAAACCUGCAUACCAGAGAAUUUUCUUAAUUCUCUGCGUGUGUGUAGUCUGCCAAUCCGCAUUGCGCCAGCGUAGUGGGCUAUUGGCCAAACCCCUCUCAUUCUGAGAGGAGACUCGAGCUCAGCAGUGAGCCAAAUAUGGGUUGAUAACGACAAUUAAGUGUCGAGUGUGAGUUUGUGCAUUCGAUCCAUCGAUCUCUUAUUAUAAAGUGGAUGCACAUUCAGCGAAACGAAAACGUCCCCACUCAACUUGGCACUCAAUUCAAGUAGUCGCAUUUGAAAAUUCAACCUUAAAAUCGAAAGUCUAAGAAGAUUUAUACAAACUUUCAUCCCCUAUUUAAUCCCCUUAGGAGUGGAAUUUAUCAAAAUCCUUUCUUAGGGGAUGCUUACGUCAUAGUAGCUUUAAGCAAGUCUCAGCCCGAUCGGUUUAAAAUUUACAGUUUCAUACAAACUUUCAUCACGGGCUGUGUGUUGAUAGAUCACUAUGGCAGUCAGUCACCUUUGAGUUAUAUAAUAUAUUUAGAUUAUAAUUAAAAAUGGCAACAGGAGUGCAUUUCUGAUUUUGCUUCAUUGCAAUUUAGUGUACCUCAUAUCUAAGCGCAAUAGUUUUUUUAUUCAAUUUUAUAAUACACUAGUCAAGUCUAGAUAUUGGCGAUUUCUUUAGUAUAUCAGGAUGUUAAAUGUUAAUAUGAUUUUAAUCAAUUCACUCUAGGAAAAGUAAUAUUUUGUUACUGUUUGUUAAUCAUAAUCUGUGAUAUACAGACAGACAUACAUUUCUUUGUUUUGGUUGUAGUAUGAAUUGAAAUAUUCUUACACUAGUUUGACUAGUGUAUAUGUAUUGUGUAUACGUACUGUAGUGAAUUUGUAAAUAUGUAAAAUAAACUUUUUGUUACUUAAAA